AUGAUAUCACUAAAGAGGCAAGCUCGUUUGCGUCGAGAGUACCUUUACAGAAGAGCGCUCGAAAUAGCGGCAGCAGGGGCGGAGACGAGCCGCCAGCGCGGACCCCCAGGACUUGCUCGCCCUGGUGGUGCGAGCUCGACGCCGUCCGCUCGGCGAGACACGAGCGACGCAGACGAGAAAGUCCAGAUAACCGAGGAGGCACUUCGUCAUCCGAUACGAAUGCUAGCAACAACACGGUUGAUGCUGGAUGACGAGUACGCCACAGCGGGCGUUGCGGAUCCGAAGAUCGUGAUCACGACCUCGAGGAACCCCUCGAGUCGCUUAUGCCAGUUUGCGAAAGAGGUCCGGUUCCUCUUUCCGAACGCUCAGCGGCUGAACCGCGGCAAUCUCAUCCUAAAGGACCUGAUCGAGCUCGGCAGAGCGCAACAGCUCACGGACUUGGUGUUGCUGCACGAGACGCGCGGCGAACCCGAUGCGCUCAUCGUAUGUCAUUUGCCGCUGGGUCCGACGGCGUACUUCGCACUCUCCAAUGUCGUCAUGCGACACGAUGUAGCGGAGAUGCUUCGACACGAACACCAAAACAGCCCGGACGCUGCGCUGCCGCCACUCAGCGAAGCGUAUCCCCAUGUGAUCUUCGAGGGCAGCUUUCAGAGUAGACUGGGCAUGCGGGUGAAGAACAUGCUUCGAUUUCUGUUUCCCGUUCCCAAGCCAGACUCGAAGCGUAUUGUAGCAUUCAUUGAUAAGGGAUAUGAUGGUAUUCUAUCUUUCCGACAUUACAUUGUUGAGAGGAGGCGCACCGCCGCUGCGGAUGAUUCAUCAGACGACGAAGAAGCGGGAACUGCGACCGCUUCAUCGAGUGCGGGUCGAAUCCAGGGUCACCAGCAGCACCAAGCACUCAUCGAACUGGGUCCCCGUUUCGAUUUAGGACUGUUCCGCAUACGUCUCGGAACGCUCGAGCAACAAGAUGCUGAUGAUGAGUGGAGGCUUGCGCCGUAUACCCGCAGUGCGCGCAAGCGACGGCGAUUGUUCGGAUAG
Messenger RNA from Cyanidioschyzon merolae strain 10D, 1035 nucleotides. Its product is annotated as probable U3 snoRNP component Imp4p. The transcript has a single exon. Gene Ontology annotation, cellular component: nucleolus; small-subunit processome; Mpp10 complex. Gene Ontology annotation, biological process: rRNA processing. Lineage: Eukaryota; Rhodophyta; Bangiophyceae; Cyanidiales; Cyanidiaceae. Gene Ontology annotation, molecular function: snoRNA binding; rRNA primary transcript binding. The coding region runs from base 1 to 1035 and encodes 344 amino acids. The record is from RefSeq and is a predicted model, not a curated record.